Molecule: messenger RNA, 264 nt
Organism: Meloidogyne enterolobii
Lineage: Eukaryota; Metazoa; Nematoda; Chromadorea; Rhabditida; Meloidogynidae
Source: the annotation of a GenBank genome assembly
AUGGGUGUUGCAAUCUCGAGAAAAUCAAUUCUUGGGGGACAUUGUGUGGAUACCGGUGAAUUUUUGGGAGAACCUUUAACUGAAUAUAUUGACACUUUUGUUUCGGUUGGCGGUGUUGCCUACGGAAUGGAAUGGUGCCCCAAAAAUCUCCCAGCCUGUAAUGCUAUUGAUGGAAUGGUUUGUGAUUCAGAAUAUAUGAUGGACAUUAACCAGGCAAUGGCUCGUUAUGAGGGAGAAAAUUCUUUUGCAAUUUAUAGCAGGUAA